AUGAUAAGUCUGAAAGGCAUAACAACUCGAGAUAUAGUACCGUCGAAUGCAUGUCGAACUUCAGCAUAUGAAUAUUGUUGUAAAGACAAUUUAUGCAAUGAUCUAUCUUCACCUCCAUUGUCUGCAUUUACUUUUUUGGCAUGCCGUGUUGGCAGUUGUCCAUGGCCGUAUGAUGGUGCUUGUGAUAGUGACUUUCAUGAUGCUUAUCGUAAUAGUGCUGCUGAAUUCUGUGGGAAUCAUAUUGCUGAAAGGCAUAGAGCAAUGAUGGCUGUUCGUUUUUCGACAUCCCUUAGAGAAGAUUCAGGCAUACUUGAAAUUCUUUUACGUUAG
Molecule: messenger RNA, 330 nt
Organism: Rotaria sp. Silwood1
Lineage: Eukaryota; Metazoa; Rotifera; Eurotatoria; Philodinida; Philodinidae
Source: the annotation of a GenBank genome assembly